This is a messenger RNA of Porites lobata, 35183 nucleotides long. The record is from the annotation of a GenBank genome assembly. NCBI's taxonomy places the organism in Eukaryota, Metazoa, Cnidaria, Anthozoa, Scleractinia, Poritidae.
AAGGGAAGUACUUUUGUGAAAGUGAAACUGCCGAAAGUGUUACUUUGAAGUGUUAUCGGGAUUCCCUUUUCGGAAUUUUCAAGUAAGCUCGCAUAGCAAUUUGCUUUCACUUUCGAUCAACCAGUUCAUGUUUGUCAUCAUAUUAUUUAUCAACAUAUUGUACAUGUAUAUAUGCCUUGAACCAAGAGGAAAGUAUUUUUGCAUACAGCUACAGACAAAGAUAAAUUCAAAUCGAUUGCUUUUUCUUUUAAUGUUUUUAUUCGCUGUCUUUCACAAGGGGCUUGGAACUUUGACAUGAAGGUUAGCUAGGUUAUCUUUUCAUUAAUUAGUUAGCCAUUACACUCACCUUCAGCUAGACAGAGGAAAAAAACAUGUUUUCCCAAAGUAAAUAUGGAUGCAUUAAUUCUCACUGAAUGACUUUCACAGAAAUGUUAAGUCUUUCUUUACUAGAGGUAAGAAGAUGUGAUUUGCUGUACCUCAAAAAUGGAUCAGUCAACAGUAUUUACUAGAUGUGGGGAAUGUUGUAACUUUGUAUUCUUUCCGUCUAUUACAUUGUUUAAAUUAGCCUUUCCCCCCAAAUUUCUCAUAGCAAAGUGUUCUUUGUGUUGUUGUUGUAAAGCAAUUUUUCAUUUAGAGUUCUUGUUAGCAAAAAAUAUCAGUAAAGAAAACUGAGCAAGGUAUACUUUCUUACUGGUACCAUCUCUCCUUGCUCCUCAUCGCUAGCUAGGGAUGUUUCGCCAGGAGGUGUGUCUGGGCCUCAACGACAGGAAUUCUGUACUGAUGACGUAAAUCAAUGUCUACGUACUAAAUCCUGUAGUUAUGGGUUCCAACUGUAAAUUUGUUAGAUGCUAUGUUUUUCCUGGUCGAUUAUGGUAAAGUUUUGUGUUCUUCAGGGAAGAAGCACCAGCAAAACGUAAAUGCUUCUGCUAAAAAAGUUUAUAUUCCAUGAAAAUUGACUGUUUUGUAGUAGAUUCAUGACAUUAACAUUUGACUUUUGUGACGGUUUGUCUUUUGUCUGUCGUGCCUAAACAAUAGAUAAAACAAUAUAACUAACUACUACGUAAACCAAUCGGUGCUCCUGACCAGAUUCGGGACAGAUUUUCUGUCAUCAGUAUGGAAUUCCUGUUGCUGAGCUGCAGACAUCCUCUUACUGAAACAUCCCAAGCGUCAAGGAGCGAGGAAAGCAGGCUGUGUUUUCAGGCAGGGAUUUCAAUAAAAAUUGAAGUAGCCAGCAGGUUUGAAUAGAGUGGGUAACCGACUGAGCCGUUGGUCCCCUUUCUCGGGGGUCUGGGUGCAUUAUGCCCUAGAAAAUUUUGAAAUUUCAAAGCCCUAAAGUGCGUUCAAGGAGCUAGAUUUGAGGACAGAAGAGCAUGUUUUUCAUUCAAUUUAUCGGUCACACAAUCAAUUUCUACAAGCAAUAAACAAAUGACGAAAACUGAAUCACGUACUGUUGCAUGUAAACAAAUUCACAGUUUUCGACACCAUCUUGAUGAGUAGGCAAAGGAGUGAGAAAUUACAGUGCUUGUAUGAGAAUCUAAUGUCAAAUUAUUUCCAUAAAACGGCUGUUCAGAAAAAAAUAUGACUUGUGAACUAAAGCUACAAAACAAAGAAUUGUACAAAAAAAAAUGGGGGGGGGGGGCAAAACUGUACUUAAAUUUCUCCAGAGGCUUGCUUUAGAUUGUCCAUGUGCGUGUCUGUAAUUUUUCCUGCGACUUUCUUACAGGCAAAUGUAUAGAAAAUUCAAAAAAGUGGUUCUAGGUCUUUUAGCACAUAUAAUGUCCUCAAUUUUUUCAGUAGAAUCCUUAGGAGUGAAGCUUUAGUUUACAAUUCAUGUUUUUUUCAGAACAGCUGUUGUACAGAAAUUAUUCGACAUUAGAUUCUCAUGCAAACACUGUAAUUUUUCACGCGUUUGCCUACUUGUCAAGAUGGCGUCAAAAACUGUGACAAGGUCUGUUACAUUUUCAUUCAGAUUUUAUGAUGUAUUUUUUGUCUACUACGUUAUUCAAACUAGUUGCCUCUUCUUUCUAGAAAAAGUAGCGGACCUCUAUGAGUAAAGUAGUUGACGCGUUUCGUUGGCCUUGGGUGUUUAUUGAAACCCCUGUUCAGGCUAGUUGUAGGGUUGAAAGAUGACGAGAAGCAGUUCAAUGGCCAUUGAGGUCACCUGUUGUGGGACCCCAUGCAUGUCACGGGGUGUUUUGAGUUGGGCAUGAGCUUUCUGCUGUUCAGUUUUCUUGAGAACUGUGAAAGUUAGUAAGCUAAUGUGUGUGAUUCACUCAAGAGGUCUUAUGAAAUGUACACACCAGGGGCUGUCAUUAAGUACAUUAACAUGUAGCACCUGUUAUAGAUGAGCUCAAUUGAUGUUACAGGAGAUUAAGGGUGAGUUCAAUUGACCAUAUUCUGGAAUUAGAAUAUACAGAAUAAACUCUAAAAAUCACAUAUUUUGACUUCCAUUGAAUGUAAAGUCCAGAUACCAGGUAGACAUUAAAAUAAUAAAGAUGGUUGAAACAUUUCAGUGGUCAAAACAUUUGUGGUUGAAGAGAUUCAUCCCAAAUUUCUGCGUAUUUGUAUUCUGGAAUAUGAUCAAUUAAAUGCCUCCCCCCCCCCUCCUUAAACAGUUAGCUAAGGGCCUCCACAGACUAGACAUUUAGUUCUCAACAACUACACUUACUUUUAAAUUGUCGACAACGCAAUUUUUCUGAGUUAUAACUGGAAAUUAAGCCAGUGUUUGCGAGUUUUGGGGAUGUUCACCUCAACUACAACAACACGCUUUCCAACAACACUUUUUUAUGGCCAUUCACCUAUGUGAACAAAAGCAAAAAAGGUCAGCGUAUCGCAUAAUACACGAGCCUGAAUAUUUUGUGAAUUAACUCCCAAAUCUGGUAAGAUUAAGCCCUUGUUUAUCAAAAUAAUUGUGAUAAAGAGCUAUUACAGUUUUAUUAACAGAUUUGGGAGCUUUCCUUGGAGAAUAAAUGUGAAACAAGUGCAAGAUUGCAGUGUAGAAAUGACUGUAAACAAACCGCCAUCUUGGGUCAAGCAGUUGUUCAAAAGUUUGCCUGGUUACCAAGCAUAAACAUUCAGUUCAAAAUAAUUGAUGCUGGGUGAUUUGUUUCGAAUGAAAAAUGAUUCCUUCGUUGUUUAAUACCAGCUUUAGAAGAUGUAGAAGUCAUUAAAAACCAGUAAUAAAGAAGAGGAUGAGCAGCUAGAGCUUUUGCAGUCAAAAACUUGACUCAAUUUUGUUUUGUUGCCCGAGGAUACUUGGUUACAAGACGCACCCCAAAAUUACAACAGAUUUAAAGCUAUCAACCAAACUUUCAUUGAAAAAAUGCCUUAUAAGCAAAAAAAAAAACGGAAUACUAGUGUGUGGAGAUUUAUAGAUUACUUUUCGACAACUAUGGUAUUUGAUUGUAUCUUUGUUGUUAGUGGUCAGUGUUCUUUUCUGCAAACAUAAAUGGUUGGAGGUAGGUGGUGAAUAAAUUACACAAAAAAGAUUUUUUUCUUUGGAGUAUCAACACAGCACUGGAAGCUCAUGCUGAUAAUAAUCUUGCCAUUAUUGGCACAUCUUGUUGUGAAGAGCAAGUUUUCAUGAAAAAACUCACUUUAACAAGUGUUUAUUCCCUAUGCCCUCCAUCCUUUUUUCCUGUUUAUUUAUUUAUAUAUUUAUUUUUUGAUCAUAGUUUUCCCUUUGGCUUGUUUCACUUUAUUCCCGCUGCUGACCCUUUAGAUCCUUGCAAGGUUUUUUUGCAAUAGCGUAUUUCUAGUAUGUAGGUGAUAUCUUCCCUUUCUCAAGUUUGAAAAUCGACUCUUUUGACUGCCAGUGUUUCUCCUGGACGCUGCCAUUUUGAUUUACAUUCAUUAGAAGCAUGCAUAAUGAAUCUUAGUUUCCAAGUUUUUGGCAGACAUUAUUUGUUAUCAACAUGUUAUCAACAACUACAAUACUCCAGGACAUAGUUAGCUAUCAAUGACUUUUACUUAAUCAUAAAGGGUACCGGUAGUUGUGAACAACUUAACAACUCAAAGGCAUAAAAGUUUUAAGAGGGUAAAUUUUAAUCCUAUGCCUCCUUCAUAGAAUAAUGAAAUGCUAGGGAAACACGUUUUUGGUACCGUGCCCUGAAGUCAUGGAGAUCACAAAUUUUUGGAAACAUGUGGAAAACAAAAAAAAAAUUUUACAAUUUCAAAUGUGUUAACCCAUUCACUCCUGGAAAUUUUGCUGAAAAUGCGUUUUCAUGCUAUUUGCGAGGUUUUCUGGUCACUGUCUGGCUGUAAAGAGUUGAAAGUUAUACACUUCGUAGCCCUCUGAUCCAGAUGCGAAAUGUUAAGUUCGGGCAUGCACAGAAAGCAAAAAUUUGAAGAUAGGGUUUAAAAGUGAUACAGCAGUAUUGACAUUUUCUUUUCGCCUUUUCUCCUCCCCUCUUUUUUCACGUUUCUUGUCUCAUUUAGUAGGCAUUUACUAGGCUUCAUUUUGGUGGGAAAAGUUUUUGGGAAAAUUUUUAGGAUCUCAGGGUUAGAUGAAAAGAAAGGUAAAUGGGUAGUACAACAAGAUUUUCAUGGAAAUUUUCGGGUCAACAUUACACGGUUUAUUGCCUUUUUCUCUUGACUGACUUGUGCUUUGUCACCCUGCACAAGUUAGAUGACAAAGUUGUCCUUGACCAUUAAAGCUGAUGACUUCACAGGUAGUAGAAUGGACGUGGAUCUGCACAGGCGGUUAUGGGUGGUUCAGGGGUGAAGGCGUUACAGAAGUACACGCAAAGUAGCUAUAUUGAUAGCCUGAGAAAACAGCCAACAUUUUGUGACUCCACCACUGGUUUUCCCCACAAAAUGAUGCCUGAGAAACAAGUGCAGAAAUUCCAUACUAAUGAAGCAUCAGUGCCUAGAUCUGGGUAGUGCUUUUGAUUAGUCUUGGCAGGUGGGAAAUGUGCUUCCAUCAAUCAGAAGUGCUACCCUAAUAUGGGUAGUGACAUGUCAUCAGUAUGGAUUCUCAGACAUCAUUUGGUAGGGAAACUAGUGGUGGUGUUGGAGAAUGUCAGCUGCAUUCUCAGGCUACUAUAGACUUUGCUUAUAGGUUACACAAGGUAUGGAUGGCAAUGUUGCAAACCCAACAAUGAUUAUUACAUAAUUAUAGAAUCAAGUUUAUUAUGUGAUAAUUAGCUAAGCAUCUCUUUAUUACUGCAGAUACCACCAGGACAGAUGCAUCAAAACCUAGUUAUGCAGCAGAUGCCUGGACCUCCACAAGGACAGCCACGCCUACCAAAUCAACAGCCAUUCUACCCAAACCAGCGACCCAUGAGAAUUCCUCGGCAUCAGCCCCAAAAUAAUCAGCCAAUGUACUCUUCACCCCCCGGAGGUCCUCCUAUGGCUGUACAGAUGAUUGGUCCACCUGCUACAACUCAAUUUAUGCCUCAUGGACAGCACCCUCCAUUUAUGACACAACCUGUGAGUGUGAUAAAUGAUUCUUUUUUUAACCCAUACUUUCAGUUUGCAGUAUACUUGUUCCAUUCAAAUUUCUGAUGGAUCCAUUUUGUUAGGCAGUUUCACUGCAAUCAUAUAUUUUUUGCCUUGUAACAUGAAUUUUUUGCGAGAUUUAAAGCAUUAAUUAUAAUAUGUUCGAACAUAAGUUUCUGAAAUUUAAUAGUGUGUGUGCUAUAAAUAGUCAGCUAAUAGAAUUUUUUGUGGUUUGCAGGUUGAUUUCUCUCUUCCCAUGGGUAACCCAGGGCAAAUGCAGUAUCACCGCCCUCAACAACCAAUGCAAGGACAAUUUGCCCCAAUGUCUGGUCCUUCACAGCCUCAAGGUUCCCCUUAUUUUCAACCGACAACUGUUUACCAGGUGGGACAGCCCAACCCUCCCAUGUACAUUGUUAGAGCUCCUCCAGGGCCCAUGACGGGAAUGCCCCAAUAUCAAACUCCAACAUUUGAGCCUCGUGCAAGGGAAAGAAAAAUAAUCCAGAUAAAGGAUCCAAAUAGUAACAAGGAUGUAACACAAGAGAUUCUCAAUCGACAGCCUUCUGGGAGUUUAACAGGAAGCACUGGUGGUACCCCUAAUAACAUUACUCCAGACAUUUCAGGUCAGAGUAGUAGCUCGAGCACCCCACCCUUGACAUUACAGCAGCAAGCUGAGGCAAAUGUAAGGGCACAGUUUGCAGCGCAGGUCGCAGCAACACUAGCUAAUUCAGAAGACAAGCCUAAAAAACCAGAAGUUAUUAUUCAGAAAGCGCCAGUAAAUAAUAAGGCAGUUGUAGAUACUGUUCAAUUAAAAGAGACAACAGUUACCCAGAAAAAUGAAGUGGUAAAAGAAACAAGAACGAACCCUACUACUGGGAUAGAUACCCAGGUAGCUGAAAAGCCUGUUGAAAAGCCUCUUGAAACAGAGCCUAAAGAAAUACUUGUGAAAACGCAGCCUACAGAAGCUGUGCAGGGCUCUAAACUUAGUGAGGGAGUUUCAGGGGACAUUUCAUUCGGCCCAAAGUCCUUGGUUAGCUCUGUGGAUGCAACUACGUCAGCUAAGGGUAUUAUCCCUAAUGUCAGAGUCGAGAUCUUUACUGCAGAUGAACUACGUAAGAAGGAAGUGCAACAAAUUAGCUUAGCUGCAGCUGGCGAAGUCAAACCUGAAAGACAAGAGAAAUCAGAGGAAACUGCAGAAGAACCUGUUAGUGAUGUGAUGCCUGUCACAGAGACAAAGAUGUUAAAUGGACCUGUGGCACUAACCAAUGAGGAGACUGACAAAACAGAAGAAGUUGUAACUGUUGAGAGUCAGCCUGUAGUCGAUACACCACCGGUGCAGGCAAAUGUUGUGGAGACCACUGAACCCACAGAAUCCGCUGUAGAUGUUCCUGUUGAUCAACAAGUUAGUGAGACUGAGGUAUCAGCUCAACAAACUGAAGAAUCAGAGGAUUUGCCAACAGCCUCAAAGGUAGAAGAUGUGGUAGCAAGUGAAAAGGUGAAUGGUCUUGAUGGAGAUUUAAAGACAGCUACAGCUGCUCCCAAGAAUACUGUUGAUGCACAAGCAACAGGUUGGUAUCAUCAACGAUGGUGUGCUACUUUGCAAAAGAGCACUAUGUACACAUGGUUCUCUUGGGUGGGGUGAGGGAUUUCUCCCGGCUUCUAUGAAUAGGAUCCCUGGGUGGGGUAAAUACAACCAAAAGAAAUCCCCAUUUCUUUGAUUCCCCUGUCUGCUUGUUGUAUUUACGUAGCAUCUUGAAAUCUAAGUGAUGGCACUGACUAUUCAUAAAUUACCAGAGCGUGUUUUUUAUUUGACCUUGAAAUACAAAACAAUACACAAACUACAAACAAAUGAUUGGUUUGUUGCAUAGACGCAAAGCUCAGUGGCUUUUUAUUGGUUCGGCACUGAAUACAGCUGUACUCAGUGUAUUCCCAGCUGACAGUAGAUUGCUGGAAAGGAGUUUUCUACAAUGUGGGGAACAGAAACUGGACUGCAGAUUGGACUAUCGAAUGAUGCGUUUUUCCAUUGUAGGGUUUUCUUUGGUGGCAUAAUUAUGUUGAUCAAUUUCUCUAUUCAAAUUAUCCACUCUAUUCUAGUUAAAACAAUUAAUUUAGAACACUCACAGAAACCAUUUUUCAAGGUCAGAACAAGUACAACAUUAGAGCUUAGAGAUAAGUGUCAAUAUUAGCACUCUUCAAACACAUUACUGAUAUUACCGCUCAAACUGAUUGAUAUAAUAUAUGAGGUACAUGGCAUUGUUCUUGGGCUUUCUCUCUCAUUUUUUUCAUUAAAAGUAUGUAGUAUUUUGAUGGUGGCUUAACAUUUGUUUAAAAUAACUGGUGUUGUUUGAGAAAUGUUUCAAAUGUAAAGAUUGUUCUGUUAUACUUUUCUAGGGCAAACUGCAAAAUCUGCAUGUAUCACAUAAUUUGCUGGUAUUGCUUGUCAACUUGAAUUUGAAUGACAGUUUUAGAAAUGGCCACUUGCAAAUAAUUUGAAUUAUUGCCAUAAUCAAAAUAUGGAAAGAGAAAGAAAAGGAGGCUUAUUAUUAGCAAUUUUUAAGAUGCCUGCAUUAAGUGGGUUAACAUUCGUCAUUUCUGUCUUUUCUGUCAAAGAGAUAAUAUCUUCCUUUUCAUUAUGAAGAAGCAUCAAAUGUAGUCAUGGGAAGCUCCAAGUCCAACACAUUUCUUGAAAAAAUGCACAGAAGCUGUAUAAUCUUUUACUAAACCAAUUGUCUACUUCCUGUUUGGUUGUGCAAAACAAGGCUAUUUUAACGUGACUAAAUGGCAUGUCCAAUGAGGUCACCAAGAAGGUGCACUGCCCAGACAAACAUUCUUUGUCUGAUUUAGUGCUGUGUACUAGUGCACUUAGACUUUGUAACACAUACAGCAAGCAAUACCCUACACACAUCCAACAACACACUGAAGAUAUUUAGUAGGAAUGAAUUUUCUCUGUAAGAAUUUUAGUUGUUUUUGCUGGUGCCAGUGAUUGCAGCAGAACAUGAGAUGUAAUGGACAAUGAUUAGGAGAAAUGAAUCUUCUUACAAAUCUACAUCUGAAACCUCAUGAAUACCAUAUGAUUUAUUUCAUCAUUGAUUUGAUUCAUAUCAUAUCAGUAUGGAAUCUUUUGGGCCAAAACACAGAUCGUUCUCUGGCAACUGGAUACAUGUUAAGUUUAUGGGACAGAGAGCUUUGUGUUUAAUAAUUUAUGACUUCUAUUCAUAUUACAGUAACUGCAAGUUCAACACAACAAUAGUGCAUUGUUUGAUUCCUAGAAAACCGGGCCCAGGGUGUGUUGUACAAUUCCCAGAAACAAGAAUGUUGUAAAGAGUGUAAAUUUAGUUUGACUAAAAUAGUGGUUAGAUUUCUAUCCUUGUGUCCUUAAAAGAUGAGUAGGCGUAAAAAGACUCCUAAAGCUUUUGAGGGGCCAAGUAAGUUUCAUUGCCUAAUACCUUGUUUAAUGGUUUCCGUAUUGAGUUGAGUUAGUUGUUUUAUGAUGAGUUGUUAAUCAAUUAUGAUGGAUUAGAUUAUCAAGUCAACUUUCUGCAAGUGUCUAAAUUUACAGGAAUAUAAAUUUCAUCUCUUGUGCAAAAUAACCAGACUUCCUUAAAGAUGUGUUGAAGUACAUGUAUCUGUACAUUUCCUGCAGGAAAAAAAAAUGAAAUAUGCUAGAAUAGAUAUUAGUGAUAUCUCUUAUUGCUGAAUUAGUUUUCAUAGUAGAGCACAAGAAGUAUGACCUCUGCUAAAACAAUCAUUAAGGAAGUAAAGGUAUCUCUCACUUAAAUGGCCACACAGACUCAGAUGGUAUGUCGUAAUAAAGAGGUAUGCAUGUACUAAGUACUAAUAAGAAGCUAUUACUUAAGUGGUCAUGUACUACAGUAUUUCAUUAAAAAACUCGAAAGUUAAAAAUGUAAAGUGAACAGCCUAGUAAAACUAUAGGAAAGGGCUUGGGUACUUUAACAUGUUGAAAAGAUGUACAGUGCAUUAAUGACCAGUAUAACUGGAAAGUUUGUCUCAAGCACCUUUCCACUGAGACUAGGCAACUGUUAAGUAUAUGAAUAGCAUUACAGGUGGAAGUAGUUUGUACCAGUUAAUUAGCUUUUCCUGAGUGGUUAAUCCAAUCAAUUGGUUCUGCCAGCCCCAGUAUGGGCAUCAAAUAGAGCAAGUAUCAUAGUGAGGUUUGAGGAACAUAUUUGUAUAAUGACAGUUACUGCUGUAAAAUGCUAUUUAUCCUUGUUCGGGUUUUUUUUGUUGGGAUGAUGUUUAAAGUCAAAUUUUCAAAAUUUUUAACUAGUUUAUUGCAAGUAAAGUUUUGAAAGGCUGCAAAUAACAGGGUGUAAAGCGUACUUUGUACAAUGUUAUUCAUUAAAAUUACUUUUUAAUCUGUAUUGUUAAUCAUUAAUGUUAUAUUGCUUUCAUGGCUUCAUACACAAGCCAAAAAUUUGAUACCUGCAUUAUAUUUAACCCUGAGGUCAUUGAGUCAUCACAUUCCAUGCUGAGUAUUUCAUGUUCAAAAUUGCGCAAUAUUUCAGCUCUGUGCUCUCCUGUGUAUAUCCUAGCAAGACUCAGAGUUUUCUUCAUCCAUUUGGCAAGUUUUAAGGGUUGCUUGUGCUUGCUGACAAUAAUUGCCUUUGUAGAUUUAACAUUAGCUACCUCUAUAAGUAAACUUUUCACAAUUGUGCAUAUUAUAAUUAACUGUUAAUGUCAUGCAACCAUGAAAAAUGGCUCAUGAACUUGUGCAUUUCUUCAAAUCCUAAUCAAUUAAUGCCAUUUUGGAGUUUGUUUGGUGAGGUUCUCUCCUCUUUGGUCUGAUGUAAGUUAAUUGCUAUUUUCUUGCAAGUGAAUGUGAUUAAGUUUCAGUCAGCUAUUGCAUUGAUUUAUAUCGGUAGUGAAAAAUAGUGUGAUAGUAGCUUGAAAGAUAGUGUGAGAGAUAUAUAGCAGGUUGUGGAAGUUGUCGCACCAGUAUCAGACAUCUGUGGUAAUUAAUAUAUGUUGUGUGCUUUGUGAAAAUAUGAUGAGCUUAAAAUGUCUAGUUUUGCUUACCUUCCUGUUUGCAUUUUGAAAGCUACUUAGCUGCAUUGUUUUAUUUCCUUUUAAUGUGCUUCACAGCUACCUCAAUGACAGUUUUCAAAUUCCUUUAUGUCUUCUUGUUAUGCAGUACAUUCCUCAAGUAAUUGGAAAUGUAAUUUAUGAGCUUCAUGAAACAUACCCAGAUUAUAGAGAAGUCUUUAACUUUGUAAGCUUACUUGUUAAAACUGAAAUUUUCUAUAACACUAACUUGAAACAGUGCAUAAGUUUAGAACAGAAUUAAAAUCAGUCUUAAUUUUACCACAUUUGAUAUGCAAUUCACUUUACAGUAUGCCAGUUUAUAGUUUAUCUGUUUGUCAGUUAAAAUUUUGUUUUGUAUUUCCUCAUGAAGCUUUAAAAGUGGCAGUUGCUUAUUACUUAAUAACAUAAGGUGUUUUACUUUUGCAACUUGUCCAUUCAUACAUAUUUGUACAGCAAGGUUCAUGAAAACAAAAAAAUAAUUUGCCUGCUUCAAAGUGGAUUAUCCGUUGCCUGUCAGUUUUGAAGAUUUCAGACAGCCUCAGUCUCUGGAAACCUGAACAAGGGAUCUUAUAAUUUCCUUCAAAAUGUCCAUUUCUAAAAGUAGCAAUAUUUAUUGCAGAAACUUGCUACUUGUAACUUUUAACCUUACUUUGAUUUUAUUCUUGUGUCCAUUAACUUAGUAAUUAAUCUACCAUUACAUUCUUUUAAAUAGUUGCAGCUAAAGAUAUGAAGAAGAAAAAACAGAAACAUCGUUUGAAGGAAAUAGAAAAGCGAUCCUCCGAGAAGGGAAUGGAUCUGAUGGAAGCUUACACAGAAAAGCCGGCCCAGGAGGAGGUAUAUUGUUGUCAUGAAAAAAGAAAUUCUCUUGUUGUGUCUCCAGUGAUUGAUCUCUACCCAGGGUUCAUGCUGAGUAUUGAAUUCCUGAGAAAAAAAAGUGUUGAAAUUUGCAAACUGGUGUUCCAGAUGUGGAUAAACUGUGUCCAGAAAAUAAAGACAAAUUCUGGAAAAACUAUAAUAGUUUGGAUUUUUCUCUUUCUUUUUUCAAAAAUUCUACAAGUGCUUUAUUGUGAAGUGAAUGUUUUAAUCGUGUUGAUCUGUAGCAAAAACAUUCAGUCACAAAGUGAAAAUUUUCAGAACUCUCUGAUGUCCUGUAUUGUAAUGUGAUUAAUGUACAUCAGUGGUACAUCACGAGUAAAGUUUGGUUCCUGCAUUUGUCGAGGGUACUAUCCAAUUGCUUCUCUGAAAAUGCUAAGCCUGGCAAAAGAAUUAUGUAUUGUGUUGGAAAAAUUCUUGAAGUAAUUUUACAUCUAAAAAUCUUUUUCAUUGUGGUGAAAAGCUCUGUUGGAAGCUAUUUGGGAUGUUCUUUGGUCACUAUGCAGCCAAAAAAGAAACAAAACUGUCCAAAAGGUUCUUUAACUCCUGUUCCUGAUCCUUAUUUAGAGCUUUAGAACAGACUGGUUUUUCUUGCUGGGAAUUAAUUUUAGCGAUUUUCAGAAAGUACCCAGUUCCCAGCAUUGAUAAUAUUUUCGUUUUUGUUAAGUACAUGCAAUAGAAAUAAUAUUUUUAAACAAUACUACGGUAUCCGUAUCCUAUUUAAUUUAACAGACACAGUUUCCUAGUACUACAUUUUUGUAUAGCGAAUUUAAGUUAGAGAAAAUUUACUCUGGAGUAAAUUUUUGCGGGAAAAAUGGUUGCGGUAAUUUUUAUUUGUGGGAACUUAUUUUUGUGGAUCACUGGAAAAAUCUCGAAAAUUAGAACCCGCAAAAAUUUCAUGCCACACGGUAUUCUAAGGGUCCCCCAUUAUCAUUAAUAGAAAGUACGAGUGGCACAAGAUUUUCAUGGGAAUAUUCUGGUCAACUCUCCGUUUUUUCUGUGUUCUCUACUCAUUAGACUGAAUUCUGCUCACUCUGACAUGUUUUGAUAUAUCCCUUCCCCCUGUUUAAGGUUGGUGUCAGAGUUGUCUAUGACUAUAAAAACUGAUCCUGUCUCAAACAAUACAUGGGAAGUGGAUCCUUAGAGGUAGUUGAGGUUUGAAUGGGUCAAAGAAAAAUGUGUUAAACAGAUUUUAUUUGCCUUAAAUUUAGCAGCUUCUGUCCACCUUGAGCUGAGCUUAACUCAAAGUUGGUUGGUGCUCUCCCUUACAAGCUCAUGUUUUGUUGGUGAAUUUGAAAACUUUAAAAACCUGGGUUGAGUUGCAAAAAACAUCUUAAGAUUAAUGGCACCCGUGACUGUUAUUUCAAAUUAAUAGGUCAUUGUUUCAGAACAAAAACUAGGAGCCCUCUUUUAAGAAGGUUUUUAUGCAACCCGGCCGUGGACUACAUAAUUAUGAUUAAAAUCAAUGAAUCUAGGAAGGAAUGAGAUUAUUUUGAGUGAUUUAUGUUUUGAUUGGGAUAGGUGCCUGGUGGAACUGAAGAGCCAGCUACUGAAGAAACAACACAGACACCUCGAGAAGAAGCAGGUGAAGAGGAGCAGUCUGAAGAGGAGACAUGGGAAGAUAAAGAAGGUAGUAAAACAUUAUUAAAAUGACAUUCAUAGGAAUCCAUCAUGACCCUGAGCAUUCAUUUAUAAUUAAGACUUGAAUAUCUUCUAAAGCCUUCAGCCAAUCAGGAAAGAGGGUGAUUUCCAGAAACGGCAGAUGAAAUCAGCAAACUUAAUUGUUGAGUAAAAAGAGUUUAACUAAUGGUAGAAGCUCGAGGUGUUUGUGAUGCUCUGAGUGCUCUGAGGUGAUAGGCUCCUCACCUGACGAAUCCCCUCAAACUACAUUAAAGUACCCAAGUGGAUCUGUGAGUCGUGGUGUGCAAAGAAAGUAGUGUCUGAUAGCCUGGGACUUGUGGAUUUUGCUGCUGGGCUAGUGAAUUCUGUUCUUAUGGUACCACUCAAAAGUUAGUUAACAGUCACUUUCGUCUUAAACCUCGAGACUCAAGACUCGAUUCUCGAUUCUCAAAACUUUGGAGGAUGGAGUCUAAUGUCUCGAGGAUCGAGUUUUGAGUUUCAAAUUUUGAGUCGAGAAAUAUUAUGAACUUUUCGUGGGAACGCACUCUUAAAAAGUGUACACUUACCUUUCAUUCUAAAAAUGACUUCUCCGUACAUUGGGUGGGACUAGUAUGCUUUUGUAUAAUCGAAUUUUGCGCUGUGAAAGCUAAAAUGUUCGCGUAUGGUCUCCUUUUGAAACGUGCUUUUUAGAAUUGAAGGCAUAUGUGAGAUUCAUGUAAUAGGUGUGAAAAUUGAGCCUCUGUUUGAAAGUAACCAUAACAAAAUAACUCAUUCAAGAAACAACAGUAGUAAUAUCGCUUGUGCAAUGUCCAGCCAUAAUUCUUUUUGACUUUCCAUUGUUUGUAUUUCAGAUUAGUGGUUAAAAAUGAGCCUCCAUUUGAAAGUAAACAAUAAUGAAAUGAUUAGUGGAAGAAACAACCGUAUGUAUCAAUAUUGGUCAUGCAAUGUAUGGGCACAAUAAUUCUUUUUUACUUUCCAUCAUUCGUACAUCAGAACAGCAAUGAAAAAUGAGCCUGUGUUUGAAAGUAAACAACAGCUAAACGACUUGUUGGGAGAAACAAAAGUGAAGGAGUUUGAAACUUUAAUAAUACUCAAAUGAUCGUGUGUUAAAAUGUCGCUUCAACAAACAAAGUUUUUGUUGACAUCAGCUAGAUUUGCAUAACAGCAAGUUUUAUAAUUCACGGAAUCGCUGAGCCUUCUUUUUCAAUCGAACAUGGGGAAUGAAAGGUUACAUGGAUGAAAUUAUUCUAAGCCGCAUGGCAGGGGUAUUUUUGCAGAACUCUGAAUGGCUCUUAAGUUUGGUGAUUAGGGUUGGCAAACUGAGUGAAUCAAGUUUCAGGUCAGUUUUUAGCCUGACAAAACAGCCAACAUUUCAAGAUGCCACCACUGGUUGCCCUGGUCUGGGUAGUGACACGUCAUCAGAAUGGAAUUUCUGCAGUCGUUUCUCAGACGUCAUUUCGUGGGGAAACCAAUGGUGGUGUCACAAAAUGUCAGCUGUUUUCUCAGGCUAGUCUGUUUUCCCAUUUAAAUGACCCCAAGUAGAACCUGAUUCUCUCAGUUUCCUAGCCCCAAUCAUUAAACUCAGAGACAUUCGGCGUUCUGCAAAAUACCCCUGCCUGCAUUUUCUUGAAAGAGUUUGAGACUUGACCAAUGGCAAACUUAACUACUCAAAUGCUCAUAAAAAUGUCGCUUUUAAUAACUAAUAAAGGUUUUCUUGAAUUUAUUGUGCGACUUGAUCAAGAUUUACAUACGGUAAAAGCAUGACAAGCCACAGAUUCACGGGGCCGUGUUUUCGAAUGAGCUUGGCAAGUGAUUGUUUGAAGCUUGACUAGCAAAUUUACCGACGGAAAUGCACUUGAAAAUUUCACUUUUUAAAAUAAACAUAGUUUUCCAUGACAUUUAACAUUGUGUAACGUUAUCUUCAUUUACCAUACACUAAAAGCAACAAGCCAUGGAAUUGCCGAGUUUAAGAAUGAACUUGGCGAGUGAAAGGCUACACAUUACAUGUGCCAAAUCACUAUAAGCCACAUUUACACGAAAGAGUUUGAAGCUUGACUAAUAGCAAAUUUACCACCUCAAAUGCUUUUCUCAAACUUGUUAAUAGUUCAUAAAGAAAAUACAAAGGAAGUUAAGGUUUAAUUAGUGUUUGGAAAUCAUUUUUGCAUCCUUAAUUUCUCCUUCUAAAAUCGUUUUUUUUUAGAAGUACGAUCAAGCAUUUUGACACACUCAAAGUUUGUCAAAAAUACUCCGCUGUGCUUCAACUCUCUUCUCAGUGUUUCAUUUGUUGAUGAAACACUGCAUCUCAUUCUUGAUAUAUUAUGUGAAAAUGCAGUUUUUUAAAACAAACAUAAAUCUUCGAAAUUGAAAAUAUCAAUUUACGCUUAUUGAAAGCUUGCUAAAGCUGGCAAUUCAAACGGUUACAAAACGCAGCACCGCAAACACUGAUCAUCUGUGCGGAUUUCUGAAUGGCUACGUGGCUGUACAACAUCAUUGUUUCAGAAAACAAAAAUAAUUUCACAUAGAAACCUUGCUUCUCGAAACUUGAAGCGUUUGAGCUAGGAUUGAGUGGAGACUGUCAACUUACUUAUGAGCAGUACUGUAACUUGCCUGAUGGGAAAGUGAAGUUUUUUGGGAAAUUCAAUUUACAGAAGAACUGAAGUCAAUCCUGCUAAUCAAAAAAAAUUUAAUUUUUUUUGGCUAGUUGAAAUGGCUUUUGAGCUGGUACAUGCAACCUACAGCUUGCCCACAACUGACAAGCUAUAAGACUGACUUUCUUUGCACCCUGGAUUCUGUCUGAAAGUGUCAGCUUGGAAUGAUAAUUUCCAGGCAGAAAGUAUUUCAAACUGAAGACCACAAGAUGAGUGACACAAUUACAGGGUUUGCAAAUUUUAUUGAUGAGUGGAGUCACGGUGACUUCUGCCUUCAAAUUUUGGAGUCAUUUUAGAAUAUUUGGAGUGAAGUAUCCCAACGAAAAAAGCCAUUUUUAGACUUUCCAGCACGUGGUCAUGGCGUGUAUACACUAUCGUGAGGGAUACACGAAGUAGCUGUGGCGGUCCGCUGACCUGAAAAGCUCAAAUCCAUGAUGGCGGUCAUCGAGUAAACUUUGAUCGUAAUUUACCCUCUUCCUGUUUUGUUGUGCAGUAUAAUUCUUUAAUUCUGAUGGUGUAAUUAAGGUUUACAAUGUUUACAAUUAACGUAAAUUGUACAUGUUGCGAAAAAGGUAAGGACAACACUGUUUUUUGUUACCGAAAAUUUCUGGAGUCAAAGUGACUCCCUCCAUAACCCCUGUGGAGUCAUCUGAACAAUUUUGGCAUAAAAUACGCAACAUUUGGUGUAUUUGCGAACCCUGCACAAUCAAUCAAUUUAUCUAAGUGCAUGUUUGCUUGCUUGAGUUACUCCCCUCACGUACUGUAAUGUUUAAAUCAAGUAGUUACCCUGUAUCUGGCACAGCAUUUAAGUACCAGUAAUCUUGUACAUUUUGUUAUAAUCUAUAACUUAUUAUAGACAGUACCUUAGAACUAUAGAUUAUUCCCUUUGGCCAGUAAGUAAUAUUCAAGUGGGGGCGAGUGAGAACAGAAAUUUACUCGCCCGCUGGGCAAGUGGAUUUAAAAUUUCCUGUCCUGCCAUCUUUGUAAUAGCAAAUUCUCAUUAUAAGCACUCCUUGAAAAGUUAUUUGGAGAACUUUCAUGUUUAUAGUAGGGUCUAAAGGGGUUAGUGGAGUUGGGGAAAUUAUUAUAACAAAUUCUGGGCUUGUUUGAUUACAUUUUUCAUUUCUUUCCUGUAGAAUCUUGGUCCCCUGAAAUUGAUGGGGAAACUGAAGCAUCACGCCCAGACGGAGGAAAGCUCACAUAUGAGCGAGAUUUCCUGCUACAAUUCCAGACCAAUCCUUUAUGCCAGAUAAAACCAGAGGGGCUACCAGAUUUAGAAGUUGUCCUUGGUCAAGCCCGAACCCCUUCAAAGUCAGGCUUUUCACAAAACAGGUAGUAAAACCAGAUGUUCUACUCAGUUUGUUGCAUUUCCAAAGUGUUCAUAAAUCAUUUGAAAAUUAAAGUUAAGAUAAAGUGAAAGUAUAUUUUGAGUAUUUUGUGAUGCGAACUUUUCUGUGGUAGGAUGCAAAAAUCUGAUGGUGGUGAAAACAUGUUCCUCCCUUCAUUUAUGCGCCAGCAGUCAAGGGUAAGUUGCUUUUAUUAUUGGGAGUACAAUAUUGUGUGAAAUACUUGCUUUCGGUCCCCUCUGAGAUUUGCUUGCUUACAUUGGCUAGUUUUUAUAAUGCAAGAGGUGGUAGCAAAAGGUCUCAAUCUCAAAUUCAAAUGGCUAAUUAUUUAAAACAUACUUUACUUUGUACAGUGAGGUCUAUAUCAGUAAGUGCUCUGUUACUCAAUAUUAAACACUUUUUUUGAAGAAAAUUCUCAGUCCCAGCUACCUUAUUUUCCAGUGUACAAGUUGAACUAGUGUGCAUUUAUAAGUCAACCCUUCUUUCGGAGCCUGUGAAUGAAGAUUUUUGUUUAUUUUGGAAGUCCAUCCUAAGUUACUUCAGUGCCCCUAUUGAAGCAGAGCAGGUCAACCAUCUGCCUAAGUCUCUUUGUAUUAUUGUUCAUCCUUAACAUGUAUUGCAUAUCAGUCAGUCUUCUGCUGUCACAGUUACUUACCUCGAUACUUAACCAAGACUAGAUUAAGUGGUAGGGCACUUGAAAUGAAAUGAGAACCACAAAGCAAUAAAACAAACUAGCCCCCUUCCGUUUACAAGCAAUAAUAUGAUUAGAAACUCAGUCUUUUAUUCCACCUUGUUAACUUUGCUUAGAGGCCCAAACUAAAAAAAACUCUCUUUGAUUUUAGAAUAACCAGUCUGGUUCAAGAGGUGGACGCAAAAUGCAUACUCAACCCAAGAAAGUGAUUGAUUUUCCAAGUGUACAACCUCAGGUUGAGGUAAAUAUGCAGUAAUUUCCUUAAUGUGAAGGAUAAUGAAGGAGUGCCCUAGCUUGUCUUACAAUGUGGUGGUGGAUGUUUGGGAAUUAAAGGUUUUUGAUUUAUUUAUUCACCUAAUUUUCAAAUGCUUAAACAGUGAUUAAUACUGAAUUCUUUGAUGUGAAUAGUUGAAGAGAACAGAAAAUAGAUGGGUGAGACAAGGUGAAAUUGCAAAAACUGGAAGUGAAGAGGAACAGAGAACAGAGGUAAUUUUUAUCUUGAAAUCUCAUUAUGUAGAAUGUGUCUUGGGACUCUAGCGGAGUAUACAGCUGCUCAAUCUCUGUCAUUUUUUCUAGGAUUUGUUCCGCAAAGUUAGAAGUAUUCUAAACAAACUGACACCUCAGAAGUUCCAGACUUUGACCCAGCAGAUUAUUGACCUGGAUAUUGACACUCCAGAGAGAUUGGAAGGUGCCAUUGACCUAAUUUUUGAAAAGGUUUGUACCAGGGGAGUAAACACAGCAUGGACAUGAAAAUAUGUCAAGACUCAAAAAAGUUGUUCAGCAUUUGUGUGCGUGGGUGCCAUAGUAUUCUUUUGAAGGAAAUAGUUUAAUGUAUGCUUUAAAGUUUGAAGUCAAGUACUGGAAUUGAUUCUAGAAACUGCUCUUGUUAAUAAUUUCUGUCUUUGAUUCUUUGUGCAGUUCCAGGACAUAUCCAAACUCCAACACCAAGGAGUUGUAUUUUCUGUCAGGAGUACUCAGUAGGGUCAGGAAAAGAUCUAUUGAGGAUCGUCAGCUCAGAUUGUAGCUCUUCCUCUUUUCUUUUUCCCAAGUCCCUAUAACGUGCAUCUUCUGUUAAUAUUUGGGUUGGGAACAUUGAUUGAGUCCUUCACCUAUUGUUUUGUGGACCAGAGACAGCCCUAGCUUGCUGCAAAUGGUGCAAGGCUUCCUCCACUCAAAUUGGACAUUGGAUAAUUUCUUUGUGCUGCACAUUACGGCAUUUUCAAAUUAUGCCAUUUGGCUACAACUACCAGAUUUCAAUCUAUUUUUCUCUUUCUUUUUAACAAUUAGUUAUCCCACAGGUGGCCCAAACUCACGUUACGAGGGGAGGGUGUAAUGUAAUUUACAUACCAUAGGUGACGCGCUAGUGUCGCGUUGCAGGUGACCGUUGAAUUUGUAUGAGAAAUAUAUUACGGAGAUCUGCGAACGCUAAAUAACGCUAAACCUUACUUUUUCUUGAAUGAAAUGAAUAAAAAAGACUUACGGCUUGGCGCACGCUAAUGGUGUACACGGCUAAGAAUCUCACAUCGUUUGGCUCUUAUGAACUUAUUAAAACUCAGAUCGCAUCGAUAUUUGGCAAGAAGUUAAAGUUUAUAAACAGCUUUUCAUUGAAUAUUUUUUUUCUGGCUGUAAGACCAAAAUAAAAUUAAAAUAUGAAAAAUAGGGCUCAAAAUGGGACCAUUUUUUAACAGCUCGCGUAACAUUUACAGUCUAACCAUGCAUAUUGUGGGAUUUCUCUAUUUCUGUUAAUGGUACUGUGGAAAAAUUUCUCCACAGAGGUCAGUGACUUAUGAGUACUAACUGUAUGAAAAAUCACUGAACAUAAUGGCAAAACAACAAAGUUUAGGGCGUUUUCAGAAAGAUGUUCUGUCUACAUUCGAUCUCUGUGCAGUGCGAACGUCAAUUUAAAAGGUUGCUUUUGAUUGACUUUCUUUUGUUGUUAAGAGAAGAAAUAAUAAUUUUUGGAAUGCUCAUAAGUUAAACCUUCCUUAUAGACUAACUGUUAAGACUUCGGGAAACCCAUUUUUAUGCUAAGAUCAAAUAUCUAAGGUUAGACAGCAUUUUUUAACGUGAAAGUUCGUAAACCGUGCAUUGGACUGAAAAUCGGAUUCUAGAGUGUGCUUUGGCACAAAGAUUUUGUGCCUAAAAUGUGCCUAAGAUGUGCAUAAAGUGUGCAUUUUAGUUUUGAAAAACGUGCCUAAGCCGUGCCUAAGUUGUGCUCAAACCGUGCCUAAUCUGUGCACAAGUUGUGCCAAACUAUUGAGUCACUCGGAAAAUCGUGUCCAGCCGAGCUCCACAGCGAAAGAAAAGUGCGCACGGCAAUUAUGUCAGUUUUAAGAUUUACGAAGUCUAGAAACACGGUCUGACGACCUUUUUAUCCCCUAAGAAGAAAUAACAUGACUCAGAAUACGGUUAGAGACAGCAGGGAAAGCCCCGACAAACAGGAAAAUGGAAUCUUAAACAGGUUAGCGUAUUUAAAAUAAGUGCUCAGCUCAAUUACGUGUUGAUAUAAUUUCAUCGAUUCAAGAAUUUCACUGAUGUUAAAAAAUUUCCAAGUGGGCUUCUUCUCCCCGUCUUAACAGAGCGUUUAGUUGGAACGAAAUAUUUGCUUUUUCAGGAGGGCAGAUUUGCAUUCAAAAAAAGAAUUUACUUGUGAUAUGACUUACAAAAUGAAAACGAAAAAAUUGAUUGCUCGCCGAUGAGUUUUGAAGCAAAAUUGGCACGAUCGAUUAUUAUACGAUCAAAGCUUAAUUUGCUAACAGAGCCAGAAAACAAAAACAAACAAGCAGCUUGAAUUAUUUUACUACUAAGUGUAAAUUCUACUUUUUUAGUUAGAGAAAUAUUUUUAAAAAGCAGCCGCAUUUUGUACCAAAAAACAACACGCGUUGGCAUGAAGGUUUCAAAUUACCACUUUUCAUGUUGUUAUGCAAAUUCAGGCCAAUUUUACCGCGAUCGCAAAAAGGAUUUUCUACGACUUUUAUUGGCUAUUUUUGUGCCUUACUUCUUUAGCUUUGUUUUUGUUAUUAUGGCUUCGACUUUCUUUCACGAUUUCUUUUAGAAACGAAAGAAAGCCAGUCUAUAAAAUUGCAUGGCAAUCGAAAAGGUUCAGACUGCACAUAUCGGGUGUGAAUUUCCACUUUAUCCUCGGAGUGAACACAGACUGUCGAAGAAUACUUUCGCCGACUUUCGGCGCGGCCCAAAACUUACACUUCCUAUACUUCUAACUGCAUCAUGUUUGAUCUGAAUUAUUUUUGUAAUUGUACCAAGUUUGUUCUUUUUGCAAGUCGGGUUACAAAGAUUUUCAAAAAAAGUGCCCAGCGUUGAAUAUUUGUGCCUAAACCGUGCAAAACUGUGCCCAAACUGUGCCUAAAAUGUGCCUUAGCAAUAUUUAAAAGCGGCCUUAACUGUGCCUAAAAGUGUGCCUAAUCUGUGCCUUUACAUGUUUUUUUCCCGUGCUUUGGCACAAAAAAACGUGCCUUCAUAAGGCACGGUGUUACGCCCAAGAGGGAAAGCCUCUUCAAUUCCACUGCAUUUUGGUGUUUGAUUGUCGUUUACUGGUUUUUUGCCUUUAUUGCAUAACCACUGUUACUCCUUUCAUAGAAAAAAUCUGUCAGGGUCCUGGACCAGUCACAACAAGAAUCCAUUUUUUUUGCUGAAAUUCAAAUCCGCUGCAAAUUUUUUCAAUUGAGCCAUUUGUUCCUGGAGAUCGGCUGGAUUCACAAUUUCCCCAUUAAAUCGAGCCAUUUGUGCUGGACUUCGGUGACCACUGUUGUGCCUGACCAACUUGUUUACCAAAAUUUGCAUUACACAAUUAGCACUUACACAAUGGGUGCAAGCACUCCUUUUUCACACUGCAAGAGCCUAGUUGACGUGUCAUUUCUGACCAGGCAGCCGUCGUGUAAAUGCUAAUUGUCAUAAUUCAAAUUAGUUGGUAGGCUCAACACUGGUGAUUUGAAUUUCGGCAAAAAAAAACGGCAUUCUUGUUGCAACUGGUCCAGGACCCCGACAGAUUGAAGUGACCAGCCUUCACUUCGUUCUGUGAAAGGAGUAACAGUGGUUAUGCAAUAAAUCCAAAAAAACCAGUAAACGACAAUCAAACACCAAAAUGCAGUGGAAUACAUUGCAGGUAAGUCUUUUUUAUUCAUUUCAUUUAAGAAAAAGUAAGGUUUAGCCUUAUUUAGCGUUCGCAGAUCUCCGUAAUAUAUUUCUCAUACAAAGACUCUUAUAUUUUCAAUGGUCGCCUGUAACGUGACACCGGCGCGUCACCUAUGGUAUGUAAAUUACAUUACACCCUCCCCUCGUAACGUGAGUUUGGGCCACCUGUGGUUAUCCCAGUGAAGCUUGAAUUUUACUGGUCAGGAGCUAAUUUUCACAAAUCUUGCAGCAUUCUUGUAGUUGCACCCAAAUUACUGUAUUGAUUAUACAGUAUUGAAACCCAAUGGAAUCCCAAGUCGUAUUCCACAAAUUGGGUGGUUUUGGAUCAGGUUUGAGUGUUUAAGCUGUCUUGCUGUGGAUACAGUUUUGAAGUGACAUUUUUGUUGUUGUUGUUGCAGGCUAUUGAUGAAGCUGCAUUCAGUGUGGCUUAUGCCAAUAUGUGCAGGUGCCUUGUUCCUGUAAGUAAAAAAACAGUGUGUGAUGUCUCUUUGAAAAUCAGUUUCUACUCGUAUCUCCUGUUUCAUUGCCAUUUCACAUUGCAUUCACAGCAAUGUUGAUUCUGUUGUUUCAUUGGGCUUAUAACUCUUUCUCGCACGGAGCCUUGAGCUGUUGCACUAAGAACAGUUUUGUCGUUUUCACGUUUUCUUUGCAGAAAAAAGUGGUGGUGGAGAAGGAGGGGGUAAAGAAAGAUAUAUCCUUCCGCAAGAUUCUGCUAAACAGAUGUCAGAAAGAGUUUGAGAAAGAAAAAUCUGUUGAGAAGAGAAUUCAUGAGAAACUGGAGCACCUUUCAAAAGAAGGACUCACUGUAAGCAAAUACCACUUUUAGGCUGGAUUCUGUUAUGAAAAUUAGUGUCUUGAUUGAUUAUUUUGUUAACUAACACUCAAACUGGUUCUGCAUUUAACUAAAAGUACAGAUAUGGUAUUCAAUGUAAUAAUCAUACAUUCAGUAUAAUGCGCAUACAUUUAUUUUAUUAACAUAAUAAUGUGAGAAGACGAAAAAGCCACAUGCAGUUGUCAUGACAAAGUCAUGACAAGCUUUAACAUGCUUCUCUAAUUUGAGUGGGAAUUAAGACUGGGGAGUAUGGAUACAGAUUGGUAAGGGAAACUUGAAAUAACUAGUUUGACUAGAGAUAAGACAAUUGUGUGUAAUUUAGAGAAAAAGUGAUUUUUGUAGAUCACAGUGUCCCCAUCUUGAUCUUUGAAUUAUUUAAAGCAUACAUGGCUUUCUGUGCACAAUCCUGUACCAUUUUAGAUUCCAACAUUCAGGCAUUUUAAACUCAAAACUUGUGUUUACUUUUCUUAGGAAGAGGAACUGGAGGCAAAGAAGAAGGAACUUCAGAAUGAGGAGCAUCUGGCCAAGCGAAGAACGCUGGGAAACAUUCGUUUUAUUGGUGAACUCUUUAAACUGAAGGUAUUCUAUCAAGGUUUACUGUACCAUCGGUCAAUGCUUCACUGUUGAACAAAAACUUUAUGUCAUUUAUUUUACCCGAGUUGGUGGCAACAGCUAAAAUAAAUUUUGGAUCAGUCACGUCUCUCUUUGACGUGAAUGCACUAGCCUAUGUGGAACAUGAAAUAAUAGUUUCUUAUUUAUCAAAAUUAUUUUAUUAGCUGCAAUUUUUCAAAUUGCAAGGAUCCAAGUGUAGUUUAACAGAUUUUUCGAAUUGUCGUCUCAUGUGUUGCGUAUCACACCUAAGCAUGAAGUGCUUUUCUACUUCACAUCUUAAAGCUUUCUGCAGUCAGCAGAGGUAAAAAAACAGUAGUACAUGGCAGAAAUCCCUGAAACCCAAUAUUCAUCAUUACCAAGUAUGUACUUUCACAUGCUUCAAAUGGUCAGUCACUCUUGAUGCUUUUUUAUAAUAUUGUUUAUGUUAUUAUAGCUAUUGUAUUGCUGAAUGCAAUUCCUAAUUCAGGCUUCUGUCAAUUUGGCGUGAGUUUACUUUAUUGAAAUUAAUACUUUUUCUCCUAUUUUCCACCCAAUAUAUGCAUAAUGUAAACUGUCAUGAAAAGCACAAUUCCUGGGUUAGAAAUGUUGUCAAUGACCGUUACCAUUAGUUGGUUGUUAUUUUGAGCCUUGUUGGAAUAAUUGUGUUGUUUGCAGAUGUUGACAGAGAGCAUCAUGCAUGAUUGUGUCGUUAAACUGCUGAAGAGUAAUGAUGAAGAAUCCUUUGAGUGCUUGUGCAAGUUGCUUUUUACUAUUGGAAAAGAUCUUGAUCAUGCCAAGGCUAAGGUAUGAACAGCGCAUACAGCUGUAGCCACCCUCUGGAAUCAAUAAUAAUGCUCAGGGUUCGCAAAUACACCAAAUUUGGCGUAUUUUAUGCCAAAAUUGUUCAGAUGACUCCACUGAGGUUACUGAGGGAGUCACUUUGACUCCAGAAAUUUUCGCUCACAAACACAGUUUUGACUUGUCCUUACUUUUUUUGUAACAAAUACAAUUUAUGUUAAUUGUAGACGUUGUAAACCUUAAUUAAAUCAUCAGAAUUAAAGAAUUAUACUGUACGACAAAACAGGAAGAGGGUAAAUUACAAUCAAAGUUUACUCCAUGACCACCAUCAUGGAUUUAAGCUUUUCAGGUCAACGGACCACCACAGCUACUUCGUGUAUCCCUCACGAUAGUGUAUACAUGCCAGGACCACAUGUGGAAAGUCUGCAUUCUCACAUGUUGUUGUUUGUUAUAUUAUUAAUUUAAUGUAUAUUGCACCAAGUCAGUAGACAUUAUAAUAGUGUAAUAGUGUGAGAAACUUGUUUAGGAAUAUUAAAUAAAACUGCUUUUUUCGUUGUGAUACUUGACUCCAAAUAUUCCAAAAUGACUCCCAAAAUUUUUAAAGCAGAAGUCACACUGACUCCACUCAUCAAUAAAAUUUGCAAACCCUGAAUGCUUAAAUUAAUAAGAAUGCUAAUUCUGAAAAUAAUAAGAAAAAUGGAUUGGUAUUGUUAUGCCUAUAAAGAGGAAAAGUGAUAAGCUUUGUACUCUAAAUCCUAUGAUUCAAUGUGAUAGUGGCUCGCUAUCCCUGGAAGGUGGGCUAACACAGGGGUUUCUUUUUUCAAUGCCUGACUCUUACAAUAAUGGCAAAAGAAAAGGUGUCAAAGAGAUUCACUUGAGAGGGGUCGUAAUUUUAACAAGCCUGCUUAUUAAGUUUUGUUUAUAUCUCUUUAUUUUUAAUUUAUUAUUAUUAUUAUUAUUAUGUUUAUUAUUAUUAAUUUUUAUAAUUUCCAGCCAAGGGUUGAUCAGUAUUUUACACAAAUCAACAAAAUAAUUCAAGCAAGGAUAACGUCAUCACGUGUAAGAUUCAUGAUGCAAGAUGUUGUGGACUUGCGAAAUAAUGGUUGGGUACCUCGCAGAGAGGACAACAAUCCAAAGACUAUUGAUCAGAUCCACAAAGAAGCUGCUGAUGAGGCUAAAAAGGCUCAGUUGAGGAUUCAGAUGGACAAACAACAAGACAAGAAAAUGCCAAGAGGUAAGUUUGCUAAUAGUGGGGUGGAUAUAGGCAGAAUUUGUGUCCCAUUGUGCACUUUUAGGUUAAAAGCAUCAUAUUCGGAAAAAUAUUUCCUUUGUUACAUUGAUUAUUCUGUGAUAUGGAGCGAGCCAUCACGGAUUUUGGUGCUGGCGCGAGUUAUGGUGAUUUUAUUUAACGACAGCCAUUUUGACUGGAAGUGAAAUGAUAAUUCACAGUUGAAUUUCUUUGAUUUUUAUUAACUAUUAAGUUCAAAAAUCUGUUCGUUUUAUUCUUACUUGCAAAGAUUAAGAGGAUACAUUGUUGAAAUAAAGUGGAUAGCAUUUAUGGAAUUUGAGAAUUUUAGCACUUUGCUUUAACUCCGUUGUAGACUGGAAGUGCUACACAUUUAUGCCGGAAUUGCCAAGAGAAUGAUGCAAAAAAUAAAGCAGUUGAUUACUGCAAAACAAUGAGCGUUGUAAUAGUAAAACAAAAUUGAAAAUAGAUAUAGUUAUUGUUUAGGAGCCAUAAUUUCUGUAUCAAGGUUAUUAACACUUAAACAAUAAAUCACUACAAAUCACUAUGUUCUUCAGGGAACAUUGGUGGACGGGACAGUCCACGACCCUCUAUCCCUCAGGCUGAUGAAACCUGGACGACAGUGGGCAGAGGACCAAGAAAUGUAAACGUCAGUGUGGAUCCUAAAAAGUUCCAAAACAUCAAGGUGCAUAUCAUUCCUUUUAAUAGUUAACAUUUAACAGGACAGUUAGCAAUGAAGUAAAAUGAAACGCACAUGCUGGAUAUAACACAACUGAGAAAAUUUCUUUAGGUCCUCAAAGUCUGGGAUUGUAGGGGUCCCAUUGGCUACUUUUUCCUGUAUGCCAUACCUUUUAUCAUUUUUUCCAGCUAAAUCUGUCUAAUAUUGAACUCUUUUAAACCCUUACAUCAAUAAGCGCAUUCUCCACACUUUUCUCCAUACAUUUUCUGUGAUAAUGAUGAGGAAAAAUUCUUUAACAAUCAAGGCUUCUUUCAUUUGUCAAUCAUUUUCUUUUUUCUUGCAACCUUCAUGUUUGAUGGUACAUUGUUACUUAUAAGGAGAAAUUGAAUGUAGGUCUCUUUUAGAGGUUAAGGAAGUGCCUGGUAUUACAGUCAAACCAGGUCAAGCGUUCCCGUCGCUAACGAACUAAUGAAUUCAUUCACGGAAAAAUGAUUUCGUUUGUUGAUUCAAUAAUCCAUUCAUAAAAUGAACAAUCCAAUAGUCAUAUUUAGCCUCGAUUCCAUAAUCGAAUGUUGAUUCGAUUACUGUUUUUUGAAAAAUUACACUUUCCACAAGUUGACCUCAGAAUUUUGUUUUUUCCUCUUUUUUUUCUGAGAGUCGAGUGCUGGCGAGUUCUGAAGUUCAAACCCAAACAAACUGUUACAUGUACGCCAGUUUGCUGCCAAUAAUCAGUGCAACAGACCUAGGCCUGACCUCUUAGAAAACACGACGGUCAAACUGAGGUCAGUGUAUGUGCAGUGAUUGGUGGAUUUCGAUCCUCUGCCUUUGUCAGUUUCUUUGCGUUUGCGGUCUGUCUAUUCUAGCUGUUAUUUUGAUUAAAGGCAAUGAAAAACGCAAUCGUAAACGGCAGGAAAAGGGAAGCAAAUACGAUUGAACACAACAGACAAGAAUAAAGAACAGGUAGAUUUUAUCAUAAACCAAAUCAACAUUUGAUUAUUGAAUCGAGGUACAAUUUGACCGUUGGAUUAUUCAUUUUAUGAAUGGAUUAUUGAAUCAACAAACGAAAUCAUUUUUCCAUUAAUGAAUUCAUUAGUUUGUUAGCGACGGGAACGCUUGACCUGGUUUGACUGUAAGUCCCAAUCAACUGCUUAGCAUUUUGACAUUAUGAUAAGUCACCAGGAGUUAUUCCACUGACCAUUUGAAAAUACCCUUCAGCACAUUUUGCCAUCAAAGGAAUGUUCGGAAAAAGUCUGUGAUCACUGUGUCACUGCAAUUUUGAGAUAAUUAGAUAAGCUGCUAGCAAAGCUUAUUCUUCACUGUCACUCCAUCAAAAAUAAAAAUGCACACCAGUCAAUACAGAAAGUUCAGAAUCUGGGAAGUGAAAGAAGAUAAAUAUACGAAAAAUCUUGCUAAGAAUCAGGUCUGUGCAGUAAUUCUUAUGCGAGAUAUUUGGAAAAAGGUUUUAUCUAAUUUUAUAUGGCUUUGCAUGGAGAUGCCAUGUUAGUGUCCCAUUGAGGGGCACAAAUAUGGCCACUGAAAACCAGCAGAAACAUCUGUUUUUGAGUUUUUCUACUUAUGCAUGAAUUCAUUGCUUGAGGAACUCAUAAAGAUUAAAGUAAUAUUUAUUCGAAUGUUAAGAUAGCAAAAUCUCAAAAAAUCAGUGACGUCUUGAACCUACCGGUAGGUAAGAGCUUUCCUGGCCUCCAGCUAAAUGCCGCAUCACACAAAAGCUUGGAAAUUCAAGCGUCUUCUAUCACAAAACGAAGAACACUUUGGAACCGAAAAUUUGUGUAAAUAAAGGGUUUUAGGUGCGGUAAUACCUCAAGAAAGUAGAAACUUUAAGUUGGAAUUUUGGUGACGUAAUUUGAAAACCCGUAAUUGAAAUUAAACCUGUGUUGUGCUUCAGCGCCCUGUGGAUUCUGAAAACAUCUCUCUGGGACCAGGUGGAAGAGGUUAUGGAGCAUGGGCACGAGGCAGUAGUGGUGGUUCAGGAGCAGUAGGUGCUGGUGCUGGUCCGUCAGCUUCUGCUGUGGCUUCUUCUGCUACUGAUGCUGAUAACAGACCUGCCAACAGGUAAUAUUCCAAGAUGCUGCAAGACAAACUUUAGACCAGUAAUUAUUAUAUUUGUGUAAUGUAACUUGUAAAGUUGCAGAUGAGAGGACAACAGUAUGUGUCCUCUUUACAUUAUAGAAAUGAAAAAUAAUUUUGGACAUACAAUGGCAUCACUGGUCACCACUUAACACAGUCCAUUUAUGAGCUCACUGUGUGAUAAGUGAAGUGAUAAGAGAAGUAAAGGGUUGUUGAUCAAGCUUGCUCAUCACCCCUUGUCCAAAUUAUUUUUCUUGAGUUUUGUCUUGGUGCAUAAAAACAACAAAACAAAAUCUGAGUCCAGUAGUCGUCACCUAUCUAGACCGAAGGGGCUUACUCAAUGAAUGUAUUGGACCAAGUUGUGUCUUCAAAAAGGAUUUAGGAUAAUGGGUGACAAACGAGCUCAUUAAAUCAAUUAUUGUCUACCACUGUUAUGACUUUACUUAUCUGCCGUUUCAUUUUCUUAAGGUGAAUACCGCGGCAGUGUUAGCUCAGUUGAUAUAGAAUGGCCUUUUAGGUUUUUUUCACACUGUUGCUUCAGUCGAGUCCACAACUGCAAGGAUUAUUAUUUUUUUCAUGUUAAGUUCAUAGCUCCUUUACAUGAUUAAUUUAUUGUAUAAGCGAAUUUGUAAUAUCUAUUCUUCUAGAUAUUCUGCCCUGGCUGGGGAGAGAAAACACUCAGCUCCUGCUAAAGUGUCUGCUGGAGAAUCCCGUCGUCAGGAACCUCGUAGUCCGGUAUCUGGUGGAGGAAGGCGAGGACCUUUGUCAACCCAAGAACGUGAAAAGGCUCUUGAAGCUGUGCGUGCCGUAACACAACCAAAGGUUUGUACUUAAACACUGUAAUAGCAAACAAAAAAAUUAUUCAAACUGCAUGGUAGGUCAGAAUUGAAUGGUGACACCUAACAACAGUUCAAACCAUUAAGUACUGCUCAGUAGCUUCACUUGGCAAGUCACACUUUAGGAAUUAUCAUUAACAGAUGUACUGUUGAUCCAUGCUGCUCAGUGUAAUGACAGACACCUCCCUUUAAAUGGACACCUAGAGUUGGUCCCUAGCAAUUGCUCACUCGCUGAUUGGUUGAGACCUAUGGUAUAUGAGAGUAUAGACCACAGAUGACACUAUGCUUGCAAAACUUGUUUCUCUCUCUCAGGCAAUUUUGUUAAGACACUUUGCCAGAAAUGGAGAUUAAAAACUGUCAAUGUUAUUUUAAAAGAUCAAAUUAUUUUUCAUGGUCUACAACAUUCCUGGUCAUGGAAAGGACUUAAAAAUAUUUAAAAGUGUGCAGUGAAAACACGAGCUGCAGUUGCAUUCUUGAUGUCUUUUCCAUGUCAUGUAAGAGUUUUUGCAUGGGAAACUACAUUUUUUUUUUAAAUGUAACUCCCUAUGACACAGACACUUGGUGCGAAUCCCAUUUAUGUCUAUGAUCUUAGAUGGAGUUGACUGUUAUCGUCUUCAAAUAUUAAGAUAAAGGUACAUCAUUUAAUUCAAUCACUUAUUUCAUUCCAGCGUAAUAUCCAAGAGCGUGAUGGAGGUCGAGAGUCUCCCAGAACACCCGAAUCUGAUCCCUCUACUGAUGCUGCAGUUGCUGCUCCAGUUCAAGAGCUAACAGAGGAAGACAUGAAGAAGAAAUCAAUUGCCAUUAUUGAGGAAUACCUCAACAUCAAGGAUAUGUCGGUAUGUUUGAGAGAGCACUGAUCAUUUUAAGAGAAACAUCAGAGUUUCAAGAUUAUAGCAAUGUGAUGAUAGCUCUUAAAAAGUAAUAUACCUUCUAAAAUGUAAUUGAACCUUUAAGACAGACUUUACUUAAGGUCAGUGCCCUAGCUCACCGUCAUAAUAAUGAUGUAAUUGAUGCUUUUUAUGAUUAGGAAGCAGCUGUGUGCCUGAAAGAAGUCCAGUCACCGUCAGUUCAUCAUGUCUUUGUCGAUGAAAUUCUUAACCAUACUAUGGAAAAGAAAGCAUCAGACAGGAAUGCAUCUGGCAAGCUUCUGCAUUUCCUGCUACGCGAUGGUGUUCUCACAGCUCAGCAGUAUUUGCAGGGGUAAGAGUGGAUUUCUAAUAAUGUCAGAAUUAUUCUGAUGUAACUCUUAGAGGAGUCCUCCAGUUUUUACAAACAUUUUUCACCCAAAGAUCUUCCAAAGUGGAUACCCAAGUCUUCAGUACACAUGCAUUUAAUAAAGCGCAAGAGAAUCCAUCUUAAGUUUCCACAUUAAGCCCACCUUUUGUAACUCAGUUUAAUUACCCCUAGAGCUAGUUUGAUUUGAAUGAACACCCGCCAAAAUUUAUUUCAUGGACUAAAAAGUGAAAGCCUAAGUGUACAACAUGACAGGAGAUUGUUGUUCAAAAUAAUGCCCAAAUGAGGUUUUAGAAAAGAACCUCAUAACAUCAUGGCAACUAGACCCAUUCUCUUACUGUACAUGUAGUGUUGAAGUAUAAUAUAUAGGUGCCCCACUCCUCUCCUCCUAUUCUGUGUUUACUUAGCUAACCUUGGCAAGAUCCUAAAUGUUACUGGAUGUUUCAGUGAAGAUCAGUUGCAUUUGUUAUUCAUCCACAUUUGAUAUGAUGUAGCAAAUGUUAUUUGAAGCAGUCUUAAACAUCUUCUAUUAAACAGACCUUCUCAGGACUAUUCCUAGACAUUUGCUUGUAAGAAGUUUAAGUUGUGAAACUGCCAGGGUGACUGCAGUUUGUUGCCUGUUGAUGUGACAUUUCCUUCUAUUGAAGGUUUCCGUUACGGUUUUACCAAGUGUUUGAUCGUAGAAUGAAACUGCAUAAUUUUUUCAGUUUCAAGUUACUUGUUUUCACAUGUUUUGUGUAACUGAAUUGCAAUAAUUUGAAAUUAUAACAAUACAUUAAGCCAAGAGACCUUAGUGUGAUUUAGACUUAACCAUUAGACUGUUAGUUUGAGUUGGUUGCUUUACUCAUAGAAACGACAACGAGUAGUCUUAAUUGUUUAGUGGAAAUGAACUGCACACUGUUCCUCCAAUUCUGUACCAAGGUUUGGGUUGACUUUCAUACACUGGGAUCAGUGGUUUCAAAUGACAUUACACUGAUUUUUCUUGUUAUCUUUGCUUUGUUACUUGCUUUGAAGACAACCCCAAGUUUUGAUAAAAACUUUAAUUCACGGAUUGUUUUUUUGUGACCAAAAAAAACAAGAUUUUUACUUUUACCUCUGAAAAUGUUCAUUUUUUAUUUUGUUGAACAGCAUCAUUUAUUAUUGUUUGGUUAACGUAUUUUUAAUCAACUUUAUGUGCCUUUUUUCUUUCAGGCUUGAACAAGUCCUUGAAUAUGCUGAAGACAUAGAAAUAGACAUUCCACAGCUCUGGAAUUACCUUGGAGAGCUCUUGGGUCCAACUGCCUUUGAUGGAAAUAUUGACUUGAAGGAAUUCUUCAAAUGUGUACUAAAAUAUGUGCCAAAACACAAGGCUGCAAAACUCUUUGCAUACAUGCUGCAAACAGCCACAAAUGACACAGUGAGUUGAAUAUAGAUUGUGUUGUUAUAAGCAGUUGAAGCCUUUGUUACCUCUCCAGUAGCCAACGUGUAGUGCGUCUUACAGGCCAUUACACUUUUGAUUUCUUCAGUUAUUUUGAGUGUUAAUCAUAUUCUUUAUUUCUUAAUCUAGAGUCAGGAAGAUGUGUCGGCUGUUUUAAAUAGAUAUGACGUGUCAUUAAAUAUCUUUUUUGAAAAAGAAGCAGAAGCCAAGCAAUUUGCGAAGGAUCAGGUACAUAAAACAAAAGUCUAAUACUCUUAGACUAUGCCCUGCAUAGGAUCAUAACAGGUUUACAUGAAGGACCUUUAAAGAAAAUUUAUUUGUUUUAUUUUUAACCCUGACAGUGCUUAUGUUUGGUCACCGUUGGAUGAUGGUAUUUUUGUACUGUGUAACCCUUGUCAACUCUUACUAUAAGUGAAACUUGGGAUUAAAAAUCCUUUAGUUUUCACCAAGACAAGAGUUUUCUAUUUCAAGUUAAGUUGAGCUGGAAAGAUCCUCUCGGCUUUUCUGUAGUUUUGCUGGCCAGUGUUUAGCUGCCUUUGCAAUGACAGAGUGGGGGGAAAAAACUAGGAAACAUCUUGAAAUUUACAGAAACACAACUGUAAUAGGGAUUGUCCAUUUAAUAGUUAAGUUUACUACACGAGUUUUUCCUCUUUUUUCCCAUUCCUCCUUUAAUAGUCACACUCCUUUUUUUCUUCUUUAGAAUAUCGAGUUUGCUCUUGGACAAGGCAAGUCAUCUCUUAAUACUGGUUCAUCUAAUCAACAUUCUGCUAGAAUACAAGAAGAACUUAGGACUCUUAUAUUGAAAAGAAAAGCAAGAAAUGAUGAGGUGUUUAACUGGAUUGAUGUAAGUAAAAUUACUUUUGAAUAUUUAUUGAACCAUGGCUGUUGUUUGAUGACAUAUGUUUUUUCGGUAUGUUUGUUUGUUUGCUUGUGUUAAAAGUUGGGGACCAACAAGGUUCAAGCUGCCAUAAUCAAUAAGUGACAUCAAGGAACAAAUGAAAUUCAAGAGUUUAAAAUUAAAAUUACAUUGCUUAAGAUUAAAGACUGCCUUCAUCGUUCUUCCCAUUUUAUUGUCUGUGAAUGAUCUUGGCCAAUGGCAGAGAUGCCAACCAGGUGUGGAGACCUAAAAUCUGGAGACUCUUUCUUUUGCGUUAUUCCCAGAUAUCAACGACCAACCCCAACCUCUUAUUUCUUCUGUUAUUUUCUCUGCAGAAGAAUGUUUCCUCAGAAGAUGCAAAGGCGCCUCCAUUUAUUAGGGCCUUAGUAACAGUUGUUUGUGAAGGAGCAAUGGAGAGAGGUAAUUUUAUCAAUAAACCUCCUUUUCUUUACAUCCUGUUUCGCUACUCAUCAAUAUUUUUCACAUCACAUUUUACUGGUCCCUUUUUCUUAACACGGGCUCCAUAUUCCUUGAUAGUUCAUUUUGUACUAUGUGGGCUGGUUUUCAGUUGAGAAAUUACCUUUUUUAUUAUAACACAAAUUUUGCUCUUGCCAAGCUCAUGCUGCAUUACACGUUUACUGGUAGCCCAGUGGUUGACAUUGUUGUCCAUAAACCAGUUCAGAAACAAGUAAUAUAAGUAAAAAUAAUAAGUAAGAAAUAGAAUCCCAACAGGCCAAAGAGAGACAAACAAGUUGGGUGUUUACAGCUGUGGCCGAGGGUUGAAUUCGGGACAUCCAGCAACUGGAGUGGACUUCCAAAUCCAGCCCUGUAACCACUCGCCUACUCUACCGUCCUUGUGUCUAAGAACUCAGGGAGUAGGGGUUGGUUAUGGCUAAUGCCAUUGGGUAUUUUCGUUUGUUAGAUUUGUAAGUUGAUGUAAAAGGAGUGCACAUGUCCUCUGUGAAUGGCUCAUAUAUCAUGUAAUGCAGUCGGUGAUAUCUCAUUUAACAUUAAAGCAGUUAUGUCACGCUAUUUUUUAUCCUAUACCAAAGGUUUAGAGCGUCUGCGACGCAGGCCAAAAAAAUUCUAAACGUGCCUUGUCUUCACGUCGAUUGAAUUCCAAACAUAAUGGCCCAGUUCUUUUAUGCUAUAAUAUUUAGGCAUUGAAACUCUUUCCUGUCGCCUUUUGCUGGGGAUGGCAAGGAUGGACAUGGAUUAAAACCCAUUUUUUAUCCCCUUUUUAGAGUGGUUCACAUUUUUGUUUUACUUCUUUAACAGAAGAUGGAGGCGUUUGCAAAUGUAACAUUAAUAUCCUGAAGGAGAGGAAGCCUCUUCUUCAAAAAUACAUUGAUGACAACGCUAGUCUGGAAAUCCAAGCUGUUUACGCAGUGCAGGCACUUUUCGUUCAGCUGGAUCAUCCUCCAAGUAAGAAUAAUUAAUGGGCUAAAUUCGUCUUACUUCUACACACAGUCCUUAUGAAAGUGGCGGGAAGAAUCUUAAAUGCUCACUAGUAAUUCAACAACAACAACAAUAUCUUUUGUUUAAACACGGUGCGUUUUAAAGCUAAUGUAACCUAUGGGGCCGUGAAGAUCUUUCAAGAGAAAAUCUGCUUGCGAGUCAGAGCAACUAGACCUUGAUGCCAAGCCAAGUCAAGCGUACCCCAAAGAUUCCAUCAACUACGUGUUUUGAAAGUUGAAUGUGUUAGUAAUUGUAACUGGUUUCACGGACAGAUGUAUUAUGUUUUGUAUAGAAUCAAUUAGAGCACUCUUGACCAGGCCUCUUGACCGUGUCCAGGGAUGAUGUACUUCUCCCUUUUAUCAAACAUUUCGAUACGAAUGUCUAAAAAUGUGAUAAAACAGUCACUGAUGCGGCUGAUUUGUAGUCCCAAUAAACAGGUCUUGUUGAAAGCUGAUUUAUCCAACCGAUAAAGGAGCAGUGUUUGUUUUGUCUACUCUUAAGUAAAGCAGUCAGGGUGGGUCUGACUGAAACCUGCUUGUUUUUUAAAACAAACUCAUUAACAGUCAAAGUUAAAGAUAGUUCAUCACUUUGUCUCACAUACACGUUGCACAGCCCUGUCAGUCAUUACCCUCUGUUAUAAGCAUCGUCGAGGUAAAAGCACAAAGACUCUUCGGGCUUGGAGCAUAUUGGCUUAAUAUGUAAAAAAAACUUUCAGUCGUAUCAACGUUAUUUUGUCAAAAUUCAUGUUUAUUUGUCUCUCCUUCUCUUUUGCAGGUUUUGUCAAAUCCUAUUUUGAUAGUUUAUAUGAUGAAGAGAUUAUCACAGAAGAUUCUUUCAAAGCCUGGGAAAACAGCUCCGACGAAGAACCCGGCAAAGGUGUAACUGUUACUGCCGCUUCCGAGUUUUUUCGCUGGCUCAAGAGUGCCCCAGAGGAGACUGGGGAAGAGAGCUAACGCAAGUGCUGUGGAAAUGAAUUACAAACACACACACAUACAAUAAAAACCUCCGAGGUGCAAUUGAAUGAUACGAACAUGAAACAUUGGUUAAUUAUCGCUGGUGAAUUCAGCAUAAAAUAGAGAGAAACUGGAAUCCAGACGCAAGAGUGCUCCUCCACGAGGAGUUAUUUAUGACGUAUGCGAGGGUCAGAGUCUGCAGACGGAAAUCAAGCGCCUGGGAAUGGCGAAGAAUGUCUGUUCUUUGGUCUAAAUGUAAUUCUUGCUAAAGCAGCAGCUCGGAAUGCGAAUGCGCUUCUGAUUUGCACACAUAGUGGACACUUAUCAGCUGUGCGGAUGAACUGUACGGCAUUUGAGCCGCAAUAA